Molecule: messenger RNA, 853 nt
Organism: Chrysoperla carnea
Lineage: Eukaryota; Metazoa; Arthropoda; Insecta; Neuroptera; Chrysopidae
Product: tetraspanin-6-like
Exons: 5
Coding region: 1-822 (273 amino acids)
Cellular component (GO): membrane
Source: RefSeq, a predicted model, not a curated record
AUGGGAAAGAACGCUUUGAAUAGCGACAAAGGUCCAGUACCAUUCUCUGACCUGUACAGCCUAUGUGUAGAUGCCAGCCAAUCAACAAAGGUCGGCCAGCCAUUGGAUUCAAAUAAAAGAACCAAUCAAGGGCCGUUUGUAAAUAUUGCAAUAAUAAUCGUUUGCGGAUUUACAAGAAUUACAUUAGAUGAUUAUACGGAAUUUCUAAAAGUUUAUUUGGGUAUUCCAUUACAUGUAAUUUUUUUAAAUGCCAUCAUUGGAAUUGUUAUAACAUUUUUUGGUAUAAUUGGCAAUAUUUAUAACAGUAUACUUUUAUCGAUAAUCCAUUUUGCUCUAUUAUGUAUAUUAAUAAUAAGUGAGAUAGCUUUAGUAUUUAACUAUAAACAUUUAUAUUGGAAAGAAUCAACUACGCCAGAAAUAUCGAGUUCAAUUAUGCAUCAUAUAGAAAGUUAUGUAUCUUCAAAUUAUUCGAAAUAUCAAGUUGAUCAACUACAAACAAGUUUACAAUGUUGUGGAUGUACAGAUGUGACAGAUUUUAAUAUUGUUAUUGAUUAUAUUCCAAAAUCAUGUUGCCCAAAAGCUACGACUCAUCCAGAUCGAUGUGAUCCUUUAAUUGAUUUUUCUUACAUAUUUGUUGAUGGUUGUUUAAAUGUUCUGAGUGAUGUUGGCGAUUAUGAAAAAUGGGUUAUAAUUUAUUUACUAUUGGGGCUAGCAGUGACACAGAUUCUAUUUAUUCUAGCAUCAUGGACUCUUAUAAUGAAGCUUCCAACGAAACAUAGUAAUUCCAACCAUAAAAAGCCACACACGAAAGCAAUAAAAUGAGAUUUCUUUUUUAAAGUUAUAACCAGCUGCG